GGUGGAGUGGAGCUCAUGGAUCAAGGUUUCUUCUGAAAAGGAUCAGGCUGAAGGGGAUGUUGGGACCAGAGAUGCUUCUUUAAAACUGCCUUUAUGAUCACUGCUGGAACAGCCAGGGGAAACAAUAUCUGCAGUGAACUGCUUCACAAGAAUAUGCACAUUUAAAUCCUGACAGCCUUUGGUCUCCACAGUUCCAGCUUUGAUCAAAAUGCUGGUUCUCUCUGUCCUCCUGGCUGUCUUCGGCCUCAUCAUUUGUCAGGAAUUGCCAACUUAUGACCUGCUGGAGGAGUUCCGCUUGUCCGAGUCUUCAGGGGUGAGACGGGUCAGCGGGUCCGAGCCUGAAGCUGUGGCGUAUCGUGUUAACCCGUCCCUCCACCUCAAGAAGAGCACAAGUGACAUCUACCCAGACGGUCUACCAUCAGACUACUCUGUCAUCGCCACCUUUAAAGUGACCAAGGACACUGCUAAAACAUCCUGGAAUCUAUGGCAAGUCAGUGACCCUGAAGGCCGAGAUCAGGUCGGCCUUCGCUUUCAGGGCGACACUCUAACCCUGGACUUCUUCUACACCAACCCGAAGGGCACACAGAUGCUGCGGACCUUCCAGAGAGUAGAAAAACUCUUUGAUGGAGAGUGGCACAAGUUGGCAUUGAGUGUAAAAGGCGAACAAGUGAAGCUAUUUAUUGACUGUGAGGAGAUCAGUGUUGAGCCUCUGGAUGAGCCACGGCCGGUGAUCCGACAAGGUUUUACGUCCAUCGUAAAGAGAGCCGUAGGUGAUCGCUCUGUCUCGGUGGAUCUGCAGAAGAUGGAAGUGUCCUGUGAUGCUGAUCAAGCGUACUCUGAGAGCUGCUGUGAACUCUCCAGUGUGUGUGGAGGAUAUGCUGAGAUCGGUUUAACUGCAGGACGAGGAAAAGCCACCUGUAAAUGCAUGCAUGGACAACCAGGUGUCCAGGGAUCCCCAGGACCCAAGGGUCACAGAGGUCUGCCGGGGAAUACAGGAGAUCCAGGCCGACAGGGCAACUGGGGCCGACGUGGGAACACUGGAGAUUAUGGGCACAUAGGAGAAACUGGGCCUAAAGGCGAGCAAGGCAUCAAAGGUGAAAAGGGCAUGAGAGGACUUCGAGGCCGGGAGGGGGAUAGGGGACCCAAAGGCCUGAAAGGCCUAAAAGGAGCUUCAGGUCACAAGGGAGUGCGAGGGUCACCUGGAGAGAGGGGUGAAACCGGACAGCUGGGGGAAGUUGGUGCAGCAGGAGAACGGGGAUAUGAGGGGAUUGCGGGAUAUCAGGGAGUGAAGGGAAGCGAAGGCUUACACGGAGCUGAAGGAUCUCGAGGACCACGAGGCCACCAGGGGAUUGUGGGAGAUCCCGGUGAGCGAGGAACACCUGGAGAAAAGGGAAAGCCUGGUAAUCAAGGCCUAAAAGGAAGAGUUGGUGGAGUAGGGGGAAAGGGUAUAGUUGGUGAUCCAGGUUUGCCAGGGCGAGAUGGAGAUCCUGGAGUUGAGGCUUAUCAAGGACCACAGGGACCUGAAGGGAAGCGAGGACAAAUUGGCGACAGGGGUGAAAAAGGUGAACAAGGUCCUCCAGGAAACAUGGGCCCUCCUGGACUCACGGGUUCGCAAGGUUACAAGGGCUCUGCUGGAAAGCCAGGAAGACCAGGAUUUAUCGGGCCUCCUGGAAGAACGGGCCACAUUGGAAUACCUGGCAAACCAGGCCCCAAGGGUGACACUGGCAUUACAGGAGUCCUGGGAAGCAAAGGGCAGAAGGGUGAAAAGGGAGUCAAAGGACCUAAGGGCAGGAUAGGAGACGGUGGUGUGCCAGGGCAACAGGGAAGCCGAGGAAAGCGAGGGCCAGUUGGAGAGCAGGGUAGAAAAGGUCGCGGAGGCUCCAAGGGAGUGAGAGGAGAUGGUGGCCCAGUGGGCUUUCAAGGGCCCCCAGGCCCACCAGGCCCCACUUUCCCCGCUCAACAUGUUAUCGAGGUCUGCAAGCGUGUGGUCCUGGAGCAGAUGUCCACAUUCGCCAACUCUGUGAAAAGAACAUGUGCAGCCGUGUGCCCACUCUAUGGAGAUGUGUCAAUGGGCGCCCCAGGUCCCCCAGGACCGAAAGGGCCACCUGGACCACCAGGCGAUCCUGGCAUCGAUGGGCUUAAAGGAGAACUUGGGCAGCAGGGAUUUUAUGGAGAACCCGGUGACCAGGGCAGACAAGGCUCAGCAGGUGACAGAGGAGAAACAGGAGACAAGGGAGCUAAAGGCUACGGCCUUCCUGGGCACAUCGGGGAGCAGGGGCCACAGGGUCAGCGUGGCCGACCAGGCCGAGCUUUUGAUGGGCAACCAGGUCAGAUGGGUGAGAGAGGACAUGUUGGCCAGCCUGGAUUACGGGGACACCCUGGACUACCAGGAGUUCCUGGAGUCUGUCUGACGUCUGGAUGCGCCUUGCUUAAUGCUACUUUAAGCAGACCUCCACAACAAGUGCCCGAGCAGGCGCCGCAACGAGCAUCCCAACGGGCACCUCAACGGGGAUCUCAACGAGGAUCUCAGAGGUUUAGAGGACGCCAGUGAAAGCUUUCUUGAAAAUCACACAGAGACGUUUUGGUCAUUGUGUGCAUAGUAUGGAGGAGGGAUUAGAAGCUGAAAUUGUGUCAGGAAAGGUAAACGAUGUAAAUAUAAAAUCAAAACCAAAUAUUUGUCCAUCAAAAGACUCUAACACUGUCAAAUGCAAAGCUGUCAGAAGAACUUUUGGAAGUAGGGUUACAUAUAUAGUUUAAAUACAUAUAUAGUCAAAAUGACCAGCACAUUGAUCAAGUUAAUGUUUAAAGUAUGUUUAUAAUAAAAAGGACACAAAUUAAUAUAUUUUUUACAUGUUAUCUGCAUUUUUCGCCCUUAAAAUUGACUGGGGGUUCAGAAAUAAAUUUUAAAUAUGGUC
Molecule: messenger RNA, 2915 nt
Organism: Danio rerio (zebrafish)
Lineage: Eukaryota; Metazoa; Chordata; Actinopteri; Cypriniformes; Danionidae
Source: RefSeq, a predicted model, not a curated record